Molecule: messenger RNA, 9961 nt
Organism: Labrus bergylta (ballan wrasse)
Lineage: Eukaryota; Metazoa; Chordata; Actinopteri; Labriformes; Labridae
Source: RefSeq, a predicted model, not a curated record
AUGGCUGAAAUUUGUAUUCGAGUCGACCCGCCGUCCGUCGAGUUCAGAGAUGUUGAAGUCGGGGGAGUUUACAGGACGACAUUAAGGGCGACAAAUGUUGGGAAAACUUUGAAGAAAAUAGUGAUGGAAAUGCCCAAAUCUAAGUUGUUCAGGUUCACAGCAUCUGGCUCAGCAGAGGCAGUGGCCCCGGGUCUGUCUGUAAGCGGGUUACUGGAGUUCACUCCUAGGGAAGAGAAGGAGGUCAGAGACAAUCUUCUGAUUCAUGUAAAUGAUGUGGAGACCAUUAAAAUCCCAGUGAUGGGGUUUCCUAGGGUUUGUUCCCUUAUAAUGGACCCAUUAUUAGACUUUGGUUGUAUUGUUGCCAGCAGUGAGGUGAUCAGCAAACACCACCUUAUAACCAAUCAGGGAUCAGAACCAGGAUUGUUCCAGGUUCAGUACAAUGGACACCCUUCACUCAGAAUUUCUCCCUGUACUGGAGUCAUAGCAGCUUGUGACACUCAAUGGCUUGAAGUGGAACUGCGAACAAAUGAACCCAGGCAGAUUGAUGAAAUGGCUCUGGUCAAACUCCAGAAUCAAUCUACUGUAGUUCUGAGAAUCAGAGCUGAGGUAGUGGACCAGCGCCUUGAGGUCUUUGACAUGCAGGGGGCUCCACUGUCCUGUCUCUGGUUUGGACCUGUGUACUUUGGAACGUCUCGCUUGGAGAAUGUGGUUCUAAGAAACAAUGCACCCCAGGCUUGUAGCUGGGUCUGCCUGCUCCAGAAUACUGCUGCUGGGACUGAGGUGGGAGCAGACCUCCAGAAGAGUACAGACGCCGUCCUGCUGGAAGGAAUGAAGAGAUGCAGCCCAGCCACACAGGAUAUCUCUCAGGUCUUGGUGUGUGUCCCUAAACACGGUCAACUGGGACCGUACGACCAAACCACUGUGACUGUACAGUUCAACCCCAUCUGCAAGAGUAAAACUGACGAGAAGACGAAGGAUUACUCAGCCAGCCGGCAAGACUACUGCCUUUUCUUGCUGUUUGAGUCAGUGGGAAGCAGGCAUGGCUUCACUCACCAUUAUGCUAACAGCAGUGUGGAGCUGGCAGUGACAGGCUCUGGACUGCCUGUGUCUCUGGUACCAAGUCCCUCUCAAAGAUUGGAUUUUCUCACCUGUGUGAUGGGUCGACGCGUUGACCUGUUGUGUGUCCUGAAAAACCUCUGCCCUCAACUUCCUGUAACUUUCCGCUUCCGCAAGAUAGCUCAUUUCACUGCCAAGCCCUCCUCUGGCACAAUCCCCCCUGGGCAGUGCCAGGAUGUAGUUUUGUCUUUCACUGCAAGACAGCAAGGGAUCUUCCAGUUGUUACAGAAACUGGAUGUCUUAGGUCAUGUUGUUCAGAGGGGAAGUAACAACACCGAAGAUGUACCUGGACUUGAGCUUUGCAGCUUCCACACCAUUACCCUUCACCUAUCUGCUGUCUGCUGCAGUGAGACCACACACCCUGGGCCUAAGCUUAAUCCUGGCAUCACUCCAGCAGUAACCAAUCCAACCGGAUCAAGGCCUCACAUUAGAUCCAGCGAACUGGCUCGCUGCAGAGAAAUGGCACAUGCUGCUGUACUUAACGCUGACAAAACGCGACUUCACAUACAACGAACUGAAAAGAAGCAGAACAAAGAAGUAGAGGAGGAGAUCCUAGCUUUUCCUAAUGACAGAGCAACCAGCAUCAGGCCUACUUCUGCACAUAGACAGUACAGGACCAUCUUCACAAACUAUUCUUUUACUGACAAAGAAGAAGAGCAGCGACAGCGGCAUAGACAGAUUUACAAAGACUUCCUCAAACAGUUAAGACAAAUGCGCCUGGAGAAGAUCAAGGAAAGACAGCAGGAGAAAGUAGAGGAUGAUGUGGAUAUUGGGAUGGUUCCUGCUCAAGGGCUUGUUCCCCCUACACUCCACCUCCACGACCUGGAGAUGAAUAAGAUCUCGAAGAUGAAGUACAUUUAUUCUUCCCCAGAAACCAAAGGCAGCUGCCCAAAAUACAUAACAUCCAAAACAUGGCACUUCAACAGCCAGGUUUCAGACAUAAUUCAUGUAAUUCCCUCUACCAGCCAGGAGGUGGCAGACUGCAACAGGACUCUGACGGCUCAGGAGCUCUACCAAGUUGAGAUAGGUCCAUUGUUGGUGGACUUCGGCGAGGUGUGUGCUCAGUCAGUGUGCGUUGAGAAGCUGAAGCUAAUCAAUCAUCUGUCAGUGUUUGUUUGGAUUCAGCUGGAGCUGGACUGCCCUGAGCUGCAGGGCUCCUCACCCCUGUCCCAUGUCCUGCCACCCCACUCCCACAACAUCUUACCUCUGACAUUUCAGAGCAACAACCUUGGUUCUUUCUACAGACCUGUAUCUUACUCUGUGAACAAGAAACACCCCGGUCAGAUACUAGUCCAGGCCCAGGUUGUUCCUGUGGAUUUGGAGCUGUCAACCACCCUGCUGGUCCUCUGCCCAACCCCAAAUCUUCUUGCUCAAUCAGGAUACAGGAGCUUGGUUACCCUUCGAAACAAGCGUAACCACCCUGCAGCCUUCACAUGGAAACCAAUAGUCACAGAUAGUGGCAUCUUGUUCUCCAUCAGACCUGCAACAGGCACAGUGGAGCCAUACAGGGAACUGGACUGUGAGGUGGUGUGGCAUCCAUCCUUCUCCUCCCCUGCUGAAGGAGACUUUGCUCUGUGUGUCCAUGAGGGCAAUACACAACAUCUGCACUGUGUCACCAAGGUUGGAAGCACAAGUGUCCAGCUGGCAGAGAAACGGGUCUCAUUUGGAUCAGUGCCCCUAAACAUGCCUUCCAUCAGAACUGCAGUCUUCCACAACACAGGGCAGAACCAUGCUUACUACCAGGUGCUGGAUGUUUGCCCUCUGCCAGGCAUGAUGGUGAGUCCUUCAGAGGGUGUGGUGCCAAGCGGGGGGCAGGCUACUCUCAAGAUCCACUUCAACCCUGACUCUGUCUUCAAGUUUGACACAAGAGUGGAAAUAGCUCUGAGGAACAUGAAAUCCAUCGAGCUUAGAGUGGGCGGAUCAGUGGAGCCUCCAAAUGUAGACAUCAGUGUGUCCCAUUUCCAGUUUCAUGGUGUCUAUGCUGGUUCUAAGCGAGCGAUUCCGUUUGCUCUGACAAACUGCUCGUCAGCUAAAGCCCGGGUCACCUUCGACCUGUCAGAAUACACAGACUUCUCUUUGCAGCUGUCUCAGCCCUCAGCAAAUAAGGAGCCAGGUGUGAUUGUUGUGGAAGUCCAAGGCUACCAGAGAGUGGACUGUUCCCUUGUCUUCUCCCCCACCCAAGCAGCGAGCUAUGACUUUGACCUGCCACUGAAGGUCAACGGAGUGAGAAGGCAUGCUGCUUCUUUUCCUCCUUUCCCCACUCCACCCUCCUCCUCCUCCACCUCCUCCUCGCUGACAGCUGGCAGCAGGCACCAUGUCGUCAAAUCUCAUCCUCGGUCUGUCACCAUGGUGACACAAAAGUCACAUCACAUACAGGCCACAGUGCUGUGUGCCCCACUGGAAAUAUCCCCUUCUAGUCUACAGUUCCAUGUGGAACCAGAGUCUGACAACACUAAGACAGUGGAGCUGAAAGCAGUGUGUAAAGAGAGUGUGUUUUGGCGUGGAGGUGUCAGGGAACAUGUCAGCUGGUGGUUUGACUGCAGUGCAGUAGCAGUACGGACAGAGAACGGAAGAGAGGGGGAGCUACAUGCAUGUACAGUGUCUCCAACAUCAGGAUGCCUGGAGCCCGGACAGUCCAUUUGUUUGGUUGUCAUCAUCAGCCCAGACUCAAUCAGAGAAGGGUCUGGAAACAUGACCAAACUAUCGCUCCCUCUUUACCUGGGAGACGAGGGAAGUGAAGAGACUGGAGGACAGGGGGAACAUCAACCCUAUAGAAAGCUGUCCAUCACUAUUACUCGCAAGCUUCCUCAUAUCACCAUCCAUCCCCCUCAGAUCCUCCUCACAGCUGUACCUCUGCAAACCAGUGCAAGUGCCACAGUCACCCUGCUCGCUUCUGGAUAUCCUAGCGGAACUACUGUAACAGCUGAAGUGAAUGAGGUGAAACUGGAGGAUGGAACAACAAUGCAACCUGUGUCCGUCAUAUUUCCAGAGGGUAGCACCUUCCCUGCCCAAAAGCAGGGUCAGGUUAUCUGCAAUGUGUUCUUCUGUUCUGCCACCCCACUGUCCAUCUGCACAACUAUCACCUUCACUGACCACCUGCACAACAGAUUUAAGGUCAAACUGUGUGCCAUUGCUGACAAUAGCCAAUUGACAGUCUGGCAUUACAUGGGCCUGCACCGAUCUGAUCAACAGAUAGUUCUCAAGACUGGGGCCACAGCUGUUGAGGCCAUCCUUCAGAAUUAUUACACUCCAAGUCCUGCACCUGGUCCGAAUUCAUCCUCCUCAUCAUCGUUUGAUCACAACAGCUCAACAAACAAGACCUCAGUCUCAGACAUCUUUCCAAACACAGACACCCCAACCAAUUUUGGCGUCCCAGAAUUCCCUGCGGCCAACUCAGAAGAAGGACUUUAUUACCAGAAUGUGUUGAUGGCUGUAGAGAGGUGGUUUAGCCUCUUUGGGUGGCCGGGUGGGCCACUUCCUAUCUCUGUACCACACACACUCAGAAGAAAUGUGUCAAAAAUUCAAACAAAUCAUUCCAGUGGACGGUCCUUUCGAGUCAGUCAAAACAAAGACUCCAGGUCUGUAGUGGACAUGCUUCAUCACUUGACUGGCAAACAGAUUCCUGGGAUUUCUCACUGUCAGGCGUUUUCCAAUGACAUAGACAAGCGCACCAAGCAGCUGCUACAACAGCAUGAAGCUAUGCUUGCUUUUCUAAGGGUGCAAGGAGCCUGCCUUUGUCACAUUAGACCAGAGUACUUGCUGGACAUACAGGAGUUCAAACACUGGUGCUUACCGCAAGCUAAUGAGGAUGGAAACAGUCUGGACUACGGCAGUGUUGACUAUGAGUCUCUGAGCAAACGGUCGUGGACUGAUGUGCUGCUGCAAAUAUACAAGGUGCUGGUAUUAUGUCGCGUGUCACAAAGUGGUCUGAAUGCAAAUCUGAAGCAUGAAGACUUCCAAAUCAGCUCACAGCCACUGAACAGUAACAUUUAUUCAUCGUGGGAACUCCAGUUACUCUCUUGGCUCAACAUACACUACCUGGGCAUGAGGGAGACUGUGUGGGAAAAAGGUAAUGUCCCAUCAGCUCGCUGGAUCGUGAAUUUCGACCUGGACUUGACAGAUGGGCUGGUACUUGCUGCUCUGCUUGCUUCCUACUGCCCGUACCUGAUCUGCAGCCACUUCCAAAGGAUGUACACCAUGACUAGCAACCUGGAGCAGAUUCUUCACAACAAUAUCAUUGUUGUGCAGGCCUUAACUGCACUUCGUCUUAACCUGGAUAUACAGCCCACAGACUUGUCAGACCCAAACCCAGUGCAGAUGGUAAUGCUGUGUGUUCACUUGUAUGAGAGGCUGCCUCAGUACCUGCCUCUGCACACCAUCACUCUCUCAGGAAGCCUGCACAGCACCUUCACUAAGCAGGUGCGUCUAAAAAGCCCAUCCUCUAAGCCUGUAAAAUACCAGCUCUUCCUUUUAGGAGAGGAUGCCCAUCUCUUCUCCCUUCCUGGUGGAUCUACUGUCACCAUUCCUCCAAAGGCAAGCACUGAAGUGACCGUCCAGUACAGCUGCUCCUUCAUGCAGCCCAAGGAGGCAGUCCUGCUUUUCAUCUCCAGCCCUCCUGUUGGCCUGUGCAGCACCUCACUCACCUUUAAUCUGAAGACCCAUGUCAGCCACAUUAAACCCACAAAAACUGUCAAGUGCAAAUCUCCAAGCUAUCAGCUGAAAGUGAUCGAAAUGCCAAUAACCAACCGGUUCAGCAAUGAGGCUAUGUUCAGGGUGGUGCUGGUGGAGUCUCUGUUCAACCCACUGGAGCCUGAAAAAAGAGACAGCCUGGUUCAACAGGCCUCAUCCAAGACCAAUGUAGAGAAGAUUACUUCAGACAAGAGCUGUGGGGAGGGAAUGGAAGGGAAACCCUCAGAUCUCGAUGUUGAAGACAGCGACUUCCUGAGUGCAGCGAGGAGUGUUCAUCUGAAGUCAGGCCAAGAAGACUCUCUGAUCAUCCACUACCUGCCCUUCUGCCCAGGCACCAAAUACUGCUCUGUGCUGCUCAUUUGCCCACAGGUGGGAGAUAUGGUCUAUAUGGUCAAGGCCACAGCAGAAUUGCCUCUUCCUUCCCCUCUCACUGCCAGGCCCAGUUCUAAUUUAGUCUCCGUCCUGCAAAACUCUGUAACAGACCCAGCUGUGUGUGUGUCAGUACUGAGCCUCCGCUGCAGGGUGGGCCAGGUGUGCGAGGAGGUCCUGUGCGUGCCGCUUGUCAAUAUGGCCUGGGAGCAAGCUCUGGCCAUCUGGGGUCGGCACAGCAUGAGUGCAGAUGAACACAGGAGGCGGAUGCUGACACACACUUUGCACAGCAGCACUGUUAGGGCAACCACAGCUGCUCGCAAGCUUCUCAAACAUCAGAUGGGAGGUGUUCCAGACAGAAAAGAACUAGAAUACAGUGUGGAGGUGUCUUUGCCACAAUACUUCACAUUACCCAGUGCUGUUACAAUACCUAUAAAAGAAGAAACCAACAUACCAUGGGAGAAUCCUACAGAUUGUGGCUGUGUGGACAUCCCAUUACGGUUCCAGGCAGACUCUGUGGGGCGAUUUACCUGCCAGGUGGUCCUACAUUCCUUGUGUGAUACUAGGGUCUAUGUGUUAGAAGCAGAUGUUACUCCUAAGGGAGGAUCUGUCCACUUGGACUUCAGGUCGCCUGCUCACCGUUCAGUCACACAAGACAUACCACUGCACAAUGAAACCCACCAAGACUGGAAAAUGCACGCUGAGCUGUGUGGUGAAGGAUUCUCCGGCCCAAAGGUUGUGAAUGUGCCAGCAGGGACAAAAGCAAACCACCCACUCACCUUCUAGCCUUCUGCUCAAUGCAAAGUCAUUGGCGAGCUGUCUUCGCACAAUGACUGCGACGGUACUGUGCUCGUGUUUACCCUCAGAGGAGUUGGAGAGCGCCCCCUGCCUGUGGACCGUGUGGUAUUACAUUGCUCUGUGGGAAACACCACACGCACGCAACUGGAUGUACCAAAUCACAGCCGAAAGACCCAAACUCUAAAGGUGGUGACAGACCUAUCUGUUGUAAGUGGCACCUCCACCCUGGAGAUCAAGCCUGGUCACAGUGCUUCGUACUCCCUGGUUGUGUCACCACGGAAACGAGGAAAACAGACAGGCUGUGUGUCAUUUGUAGAAAUUAAGGAAUUGCAAGACCGUGACAAGCAUGAAGCAAAUGCACUGGGACACUAUGAGGUGCAUUUCUCUCUGGAGAUAAUUUGUGAGCCAGCUGCACCCAUCAAGGUCAGAGAUGUGCUGUGUGUUGCUCAGAGCUCAGUUGCCAUAGAGAUCCCUGUCAGUAACCCACAAGGAGAGCUGCUGAGGCUGGAUGCGUUUCUGGAAGGAGAUAACCUGAGCGGAGCCAACUGGGUUUCAGUUCCCCCACGGGAGACUCUCACCUACAAAGCUACGUUCUCCCCUGUUAGAGUGGGGAAGAGCACAGGCAGUGUGUUGUUCCAGUCAGAGCUGGUGGGGGAGUUCUGGUAUCAACUGGAGCUUUAUGCUCUUCCUCCUCCAGUCAUCAAGCUGCCACAGGCCUGCUGUCAUCUGGGCAAGUGGAUCAGACAGACCAUUCCCUUGGUAAACCCAACAGCUGAGACUCUGAAGAUAAGUGUAGCCAACAGUAACCCCAGAAACUAUGCACUGGAGAUGGAUUCAUCAAGCACACUUAUUGUGGAGCCCCACUCCUUCUCCCAGCUUGGUGUCCGUUUUAAUCCUUCAUCCAUCGGAGAGGGGACCCACACGGCAAAGAUCACUUUCAUGUGCCCUCAGUUGCAGGAAUGGUGUGUGUUGCUGAGUGGGCGAGGCCUUAAACCGCAGAGCCAGGAGCCUCUGAGCAUCUCAUCCUCCAUUGGCUCCAAAUCCUCCAUCACCAUUCCCUUCACUAACCCCACUGAGCUCCCAGCCGUGCUCAGUAUCGCACUCACAGAUGCGGAUCCAACUGGGGGGGCAAACUUCCACCAAGCUGCUAGGCACAAGGAGGCUUUCUCUGUGGCUCUGAGCCACUCUGAAGGUGUACAGAUCAGUGAAGGAGCCGGUCUGGAUGUGCCUGUGAUGUUUGAACCUAACUCAAUGGAUAUACAUCAAGUCUGGCUCUGCAUCACUCUGAACCCCCACAACAGCAACAACAGUACCUUAAGUACCGACCACAUGAGGUCUGAGCAGGAAUUGUCAACCAUCUGUUGGAUUUACCCUCUUCGUGGGAUUCCUAUUGAAACGGCUGUUGAGAACCCGCCACUUGGCGUGCUUGGAUGUGAAGCGGGCUGCCAACUGGAGAAGAAGGUGGAUGUACUGCUCACUGGGUGUGUGGCGGGGAAUCAAGAUCGGAAAGGAGAAGGAGAAUCGCAGUUGAUAAAAGAAGACUUCCAGUGUGAGGUUCGUUCAGAUGGUGAAACAAAGCACUCUGAGGUUCAAGACUCCCUUUCUGCUUCCAUUGAGGUAGUGAGCAAGGACCCUGAGACUGGCAUCGUAACACUCACCCUGAAUGUAGUCUACACUCCCCUCAGGCCAUCCAGGUUUGCAGCUGUCUUAGCUGUGCAGUGUGUGUCUGGUGAGAUCUGGGAGUUUCCAAUUACUCUCGUCGCCACGGAGCCUCAAGUCGAUGAUGUCAUCCUCACUGAAGCCACUGAGCUGGGAACGACUUCAGCUGUGGGCUUCCGCCUGACCAGCACUACCAGGAGGCCAGAGCCCUUCACAGCAGCGUUCUCGCCUGGUAGCAGCAGUGAGUUCACAGUGACCCCAGCCUCAGGGAUGUUACCUCCUGUUGGUUCUGCUGGAGCUCUCAUCACUGUGUCCUUCACUCCCAACACAUACAGCAUGCACAGAGCCAGACUGACCAUCCAGGCAGUAGACAUGCAGUGGACCUAUGAUGUGAGAGGGAAAACCCUUCAUGACCCCUCUGCACCACUUCCACCGCAUCAAGCAAAUGAUCAGCGGCGUAACCUUGUGGCUCAAAACCUUCGGCUCCCCGCCCUGGAUAACUCCUCUCCUGUCAAAAUUUGCAACAUUUACCAAACAAUGCCACCUUAAAUUGCAGCGAUAGCUUUUGACUCAUAAAUCUAAUUCAGCCAGCUAGUUGUCACAUUUGUGAUGGGUUUGUCCCUUUUUCUCUUUAAGUGGCUCAUUAGUCUUCUUAGUGUUUCUCAUAAGCAUUUCUAAUGAGUUAUCUGUCUGCCAAUACAAAGAUGUUUUUUGUGUAGUUUGUGGCAACAUUUUAGGAUGAUGAUGAUGAUGAUGAUGAAAACAUUACAAUGCAUGAAGUGUAAUUAAUACCCAGAUUUCUCAUUCUCUAUUAUUAGCAUGAAUGUAAUGGGUACAGUCAUUAAGAUAGAAUGGCUGUCUCUGGGUUCAUAUCUGCAGUGUACUCCAUAAAAGAGGCAGUGUCCCUCAAGUUUUUGCACAUUCAGCAGCUUUCAGAAGUACCAUGAGCCAUAUAUGGUAGUAAUAGUUAUGAUGGCCCUAUUAUGCCUCAGAGUCCACUCUAAGUAAGAUGUUACCAACUUCGUUUUUAUUCAUCCCUUGCCUUAUGAUUCUUCAUUAAGUAGUCUGGCUAUAAAUUUGAUGCACCUCAAACUGCUGGACCACGGAUCAUAUUAAACUAACCAGGGUAACCUUGAAAUACACAGCAGCUUUUCUUGAAACUUAGUACCUUACAUGUAAUACAUCAAACCACAUGACUUUUAAGAGGCUGUCCAGCAUGAGGCCUAGCAUGCAUGCUAAUCAAGCUCAUACACGACCAAUGGCUGUUUUUCAGCAAAGACCUUUUAAAGGGUGAAGUCUUAAAGGCUGUGUCACAUUUCUGUUCAGUUUC